This is a messenger RNA of Fusarium sp. VM40, 1767 nucleotides long. The record is from the annotation of a GenBank genome assembly. Lineage: Eukaryota; Fungi; Ascomycota; Sordariomycetes; Hypocreales; Nectriaceae.
AUGACCUUGUCUGGUAUUCUCCAGCGCAUAGAGCUACCGCGUGGCUCGCGCUUCAUCAAUGACGAUGUCAGACCAGUUGGGACUGAGAGACGAACGUGGACGUUUCUUACGUUCCAUAACUUCUCACCAUUGAAUGGGAGGCUAAUUGGGGGGACGAAUGUAGGGCUGUUGAUUAACUGCAACAUUGCGACGUAUCUAACGGGCAGUGCCCUCAUCCCGCUGGGUUUGACGUGGUGGCAGGCCAUCAUCGCCAUUAUCCUGGGUAACAUACUCGCGACUGCUGCGCUGAUCCUGGCUUCGCUGGCGGGUGCUUAUUAUCACAUUGGCUUCCCCGUGUUUAGUCGGGCUGUCUGGGGAAUCUGGGGAUCUCAAUUCGUCAUCUGGAACCGCAUCUUCCUAUCACUCGGUAAGCAGCUUCUGUUCCCUCCUCCGGUAGAAACCUCAUUAACACCUUCAGUCUGGUAUGGCUUCCAGUCCUGGGUCGGCGGACAAUGCGUCUACCUCAUGCUCCUAUCGUGGGAUCCCUCCUUCGAGCAACACGUUCCCAACACGAUCCCCGCCUCGACCGGCAUGACGUCUGCGCAGUUCCUCUCGUACUUUAUCUUCUGCGUCGUCACGCUGCCUUUCCUCUGGAUCCGACCGCACCGCAUCCAGAACUUCUUCUACGUCGCCAGCUCCAUCACCCUGGUCUUCUUCCUCGUCCUGCUGAUAUGGGCCCUCGCGACCAUGGGCGACGACGGCUUCGGCGAUACCAUCAGCGAUAGCACGCCGCUUCCUACAACUGGUGGGCCGCAGAGCACAACCUGGCUGAUGAUCUCGGGCAUCAUGUCGACGAUUGGCGGUAUCGCGGCGGGCAUUCUUAACCAGAAUGACUAUGCGCGUCUUGCUCGCAAGCCAGGCGAUGCCAUUUGGGGACAGACCUUUGCUUUUCCCCUCUACAGCGUCGUUGCUUCUGUCAUUGGUAUCCUGGUCACGGCUGCUACUCAGAAGCGAAUGGGCGAACCUAUCUGGAACCCUCCUACACUCUUUGCCGCCAUGCUAGCCAAGGACCCUACCGCCGGUACACGAGCUGCAGUCUUCUUCGCCGGACUCGCCCUGUCCAUCUCGCAAAUGGGCAGCAAUCUCCCCGGCAAUGCGCUCGCGGGCGGAAUCGACCUGGCCUCUGUGUUCCCCAAGUACAUCAACAUCCGCCGCGGCGCGUACCUCAUGGCUCUCCUCAGCCCUGUGGUCAACCCCUGGCGGCUCGUCAACACAGCCACCAUCUUCCUUACCGUGCUGUCGGGAUACAGCGUUUUCCUGGCGCCCAUGACUGGUCUCAUGGUGGCCCACUACAAUCUGGUGGCAAAGGCAAAGGUCAACGUGGACGAUCUAUUUGUGGGUAAAAAGGAGAGCAUCUACUGGUACACCAUGGGCAUUAAUUGGCGCGCGUUCGUCGCGUGGACUGUUGGUGUUGCGCCCACAAUGCCUGGUUUCAUCGCUGCCGUCAAUCCGUCUGUGCAGAUCUCCAAUGGCGCAAUCAAUCUCUACCAGCUGAACUACCUCUUCGGGUUUGUCGUCAGCGCGUUUGUUUACUAUGCACUUCACAGGUUUGUUCCCGACGAGCGAUUCAAUGCGUUUAUCAAGGGAGGCGAUACUGCCAAGGAUAUGCAGCAGCUGUACGAAGAGCGCUGGGAUAUGACUUAUACCGACACUGAUGGCGAGCCUGGGAGCGAGUCGCAUUCGAUACAGCGCAACAAGGGGCCUGGAUCUGUGGCUACGUCUGUGUAA